Molecule: messenger RNA, 2316 nt
Organism: Aegilops tauschii subsp. strangulata
Lineage: Eukaryota; Viridiplantae; Streptophyta; Magnoliopsida; Poales; Poaceae
Product: probable E3 ubiquitin-protein ligase ARI8
Biological process (GO): protein ubiquitination
Molecular function (GO): zinc ion binding; ubiquitin-protein transferase activity
Source: RefSeq, a predicted model, not a curated record
CACGGUACCGCUGCCGACUCGCCCACGCAACUCCAUCGGUCUCGCCUCGCACAUCUUCCUCACCGCCUCCUACCCCCGCCCCGCCCACCUCGCCGGAACCCUACCUCCUACCCCUUCGCGCCCCUGCCGGAUCCGCCGAUCAUCGGACUUGGCAAGCGCAAUGGACUCCGACUCCGAGAUGCCCGUCGCCAGCGACGAGGAGAUGGUGGACGACGAGGACUACUACUACUACAGCGACGAGGGUGAGGGCGACGACGGGGACGCCAGCGGCGGCGGCGGCGCCUCCGGCGACGAGGAUGUAUCGGCUGGAGACUACGAGGGCCGGGAGGCCGAGGGGAGCGACGAGGCCGUCUCCACGCGCGAGCAGAGAUACAUUGUUUUAACCGAAAAGGAUAUAUCUGAACGCCAAGAGGAAGAUAUAAGCGAGGUAUCUGCAUUACUGAUGAUUCCAAGGGAAGAAGCAUCUGUCCUUCUUCACCACUAUAAAUGGGACAUCAGCAAGGUGAGUGAUGAAUGGUUUUCUGAUGAAGACAAAGUCCGUGGUAUUGUUGGCUUACUUAUGAAUGGAACUGAUUUUCAUAACUUGAGGAAGCUAACUUGUGGAAUAUGUUUUGAAGGGUACUCUUCAGAUAUGAUGAGUUCUGCGGGCUGUGCUCAUUUGUAUUGCCAUGAAUGUUGGGAAGGUUAUAUCAGCGCUGCUGUAAGUCAGGGUCCGGGAUGUUUGUCAUUGCGAUGCCCUGAUCCAUCGUGCAGUGCUAUUGUUCUUCAAGGCAUGAUAAAUAAAUUAGGCAAACACGAAGAUAAAGAGAAGUACGCACGAUUUGCCUUGCGUGCAUAUGUGGAAAGUCGCAAGAAGACGAAAUGGUGUCCAGCUCCUGACUGUACAUGUGCAGUGGAAUUUGUUAGUGAUGUAAACUAUGAUGUCUCAUGUAACUGCACAUUCCGAUUUUGCUGGAAUUGCACAGAAGAAGCUCACAGACCAGUGAACUGUGAUACUGUUUCUAAGUGGAUUCUGAAGAACAGCGCUGAAUCUGAAAAUAUGAACUGGAUACUGGCUAAUUCUAAGCCCUGUCCAAAAUGCCAACGACCGAUAGAGAAGAACCAGGGAUGCAUGCAUAUGACUUGCACACCUCCUUGCAAAUUUGAGUUUUGCUGGUUAUGUCUGGGUUCAUGGAUAGAACAUGGCGAGAGGACUGGUGGCUUUUAUGCUUGCAAUCGCUAUGAAUCGGCAAAGAAAGAGGGAGUUUAUGAUGAGGCUGAAGCAAGGAGGGAAAGGGCUAAACACUCACUUGAGAGAUAUAUGCACUACUAUGAACGCUGGGCAUCUAAUCAGACAUCGAGGCAAAAGGCAAUAGCAGAUCUGCAAAAGGCGGAAAAGGAACAACUUGCAAAGUUAACUGAGAUUUAUGGAAUACCGGAGACACAACUGAAGUUCAUUAUUGAAGCUUGGUCACAGAUUAUAGAAUGCAGGCGAGUGCUCCAAUGGACGUAUGCGUAUGGCUAUUAUCUCGAGGAUAAGGUCAAGAGUGGAUUUUUUGAGUAUCUGCAAGGUGAAGCUGAGUCUGGUUUGGAACGUCUCCAUCAGUGUGCUGAGAAAGACCUGCUAGCGUUUUUGCCAUUCUCAAAACAUGAUACUACUGAAGAUCAUCCUUCACCAGCUGAAUUUGGUGAAUUCCGUGUGAAGCUUGCUGGUCUGACAAGUAUAACUCGGAAUUACUUUGAGAACCUUGUUCGAGCAUUGGAAGAUGGGUUGGAGGAUGUCCAGUGUGCCGGAGAGGCUGCAACCUCAAGCAAGGCCACCAACUCGAAGAAAGCAGGAGCUAAAGGCAAAGUGGCGAAGAAGCAGCCGUCCAGAUCAUCUUCGGACCAUUCUGAUGAUACUUGGCCAUGCGAGCGCUGCACAUUUCUGAAUCCCUCUUCUGCGGAUGCGUGUACUGCCUGUGAUAAGCAGCGGUACUAGUAGAUUAAUAAACUGCUCAAAAGGCAGUGACCCAAGAAGCUCAAAGCGCAUGAAAACAUGUGUGUGCUUAUGCUUUAGAAGGUGAAGCAGAGCUCUCAACGGAUGCAAAGGUGUACAUAAGAAAGGUCGAAGGUCCGUCCUAUGUUUUAUGUAGAUCCCAACGGAUAGCAUUGGUUACAAUGUCAAUGUGCUUUUGCCCCUGUGUUGUAAAUAUUGGUUACGAAUAGGUGUAGUGUGGUGGGCUUCUUCUGCGGUUCCAUCCACCUUGCUCCCUUCGUUUCUCCUAACCUAAAACAUAUUAGGUUAAGACUUACCAAGAAUUGUUUUAUUAAUAUAUGAUUUCUUUUUGUGGGGAA